AUGCCUUGCAAGCAUGCAAUUGCUGCCAUUGCUCACAAAAAUGAAAGGCCAGAAAAUUAUUGCAAUGGUUGGCUGACAACAGGUGCAUACAAUGCUACUUAUGAGUUCUAUGUACAACCAACACAUAGCCAAGAGUUCUGGGAGGCUACUCCAUACCUGAAGCCUGUUCCACCACCAAUGAAGAGAAAACCUGGGAGGCCAAAGAAGUGUAGGAGAAGGGAUAGCACAGAGGCAACAACAGCUGGGGGCACAAGGUUGAGGAGAACAUAUGUUAACAUUCAGUGUUCUAGGUGUGGUGGAGUCAAUCAUAACACUAUAGGCUGCAUGAACUAUGGUUGUCCAGUAAUGCCUACAGGAUGGGUUCAACCACCACUUGAGGAAAAUGAGGGAAAUCAAACUGAGAUUGAUUUAUCACAGAAUGCACCACCUGAGGAAAAUUUGUCUCAGCCUAUCCCUCAGCCUGUUACAACCAGAAGGAGAGCAUCAAGACAAAGAAAGAAUGAAAAUGCAGGCUCAUCAAAUGAGGCCACAACCAUUAGGAGGGCACCAAGAGCUAGGGCACCAAGAGCUAUAGCACCAACUGCUCCAACUCGGGCUAUAGCACCAACUGCUCCAACUCGGGCUAGGGCACCAAGAGCUCCAACUCAGCCAAUGACACCAACUGCUCCAACUCAGGUUAUGCCACCAAGACCUCCUAUGCCACCAAGAGCUCCAGCUCAGCCAAUGCCACCAAGACAAAGCAUGAAUGCUAGCCCAAUGCCUGCUGGAUUUAGGCCUCCUCCAAUGCCUGCUGGAUUUAGGCCUCCUCCUAUCAGAGCCAGAGGCACAGGAAUUGUUUUCAGGCCCCCCCGCAACAUAAAUAUGUCUUCCACUCCAACAACUUCAGCUAGCCCUAUGCAAUUUCAAGUCAGAAGCUCACCACCACCAGGUCCUGUCCCUGCUGUCUUCAAUGGAGCACAAAUGACUUUCAUGCCUACCCCCAAUUUCCCAAUGAAUGGCCAGAACAACAACAACUAA
Molecule: messenger RNA, 1017 nt
Organism: Lotus japonicus
Lineage: Eukaryota; Viridiplantae; Streptophyta; Magnoliopsida; Fabales; Fabaceae
Product: vegetative cell wall protein gp1-like
Exons: 3
Coding region: 1-1017 (338 amino acids)
Source: RefSeq, a predicted model, not a curated record